Messenger RNA from Hydractinia symbiolongicarpus, 1504 nucleotides. RefSeq names its product major facilitator superfamily domain-containing protein 12-like. The transcript is spliced from 8 exons. The record is from RefSeq and is a predicted model, not a curated record. Gene Ontology annotation, biological process: carbohydrate transport. Gene Ontology annotation, cellular component: membrane. Gene Ontology annotation, molecular function: symporter activity. The coding region runs from base 1 to 1341 and encodes 446 amino acids. Lineage: Eukaryota; Metazoa; Cnidaria; Hydrozoa; Anthoathecata; Hydractiniidae.
AUGGACAAAAUGGUGCUACCACGAACACAAAAAAUAUUCUAUGGAGUUGGUCAUAUCCUCAAUGAUUUAUGCGCAAACUGCUGGUUUAGUUACGUUCUCAUAUAUAUGACCAAGCUAGCUGGACUAUCUGAAAGAAAUGCAGGACUGGUACUGCUAAUUGGUCAGGUGGCGGAUGCAUUAUUUACUUUAAUUAUCGGCUACAGUUGUGACAAAACAAAAAUAACCUGGUAUGGUAAACGAAAGUUAUGGCAUGGCAUUGGAACGACAUGUGUUUUGAUUAGUUUCCCAUUUGUGUUUAAUCUUUGCAUCGGCUGCAGUAAUUCAUCAGCGACAGUGAAGCUAGUGUACUACUCUGCCUUCGUUAUUGUUUUUCAAUUUGGUUGGGCAGCAACUCAGAUCGCUCAUUUGUCUUUGAUUCCUGAUAUUACUUCCAAAGAAAGUCAAAGAGUUGAGCUAAAUGCUAUCAGAUCAGGAUUGACGUUUGUUUGUGGUAUAUUUGUUUAUGGAACAACCUGGUUGUUGCUAGGCACAACAGAUGGUGAGAAUGUCGAUUCAUCUGUGUCCAAACAGUUUAUGAUAUUAGCGUUCAUUGUUGUCAGUACUGGAUUUGUCUUUUCGUUAAUCUUUCACAUCGGUACAAAGGAGAGACGACAUAAAAUGGAUGAAAUAGAGAAAGAGACAGUAACUAAAUUUGUUACUUUUGUACCAAUAGGCAAAUGUGGGCUUAAAAGAUUCAGUACAAAAAGCUUUAAUCAGGAAACUGUUUCAUCUGUGAAAAGCUCCAGUUCUAAUGAUGUUGACAAAACUAUUGCUAUUAAUAACGGUAAAGGCAAAACUUGGAAGGAUUGGUUAAAAGACAUUCGAUUAUAUAAGACUGCACUUAUGUAUAUGUCUACAAGACUGGCUAUCAAUGUGUUCCAAUCAUACUUUGCACUAUAUCUUACUGAUGCUUUACACUUCAAAAAGGAAGCCAUUGCAUAUUUUCCAUUGAUUGUACUGAUUGCUGGAUCCUUCACAAGUUUUUUUGUGAAAUUCGUCACAAAAAAAAUUGGCAGUCAGCUGACGUACGUGUUGGGUGCUUUAAUGAUCGUCGGGUCUAGUUUUUGGUUAUUUUCAGUUGCUAAAGAGCACAAGAAAGCUGUCUAUGGUGCAGCCUGGUUGGCUGGGAGUGGAAGCUCCAUUAUAUUGGUCACAUCGCUGGCUAAAACGGCUGAGUUGGUUGGCACAGAUAAGAGAUCAAGUGCUUUUGUUUAUUCAGCAAUGAGCUUUACAGAUAAAUUAUCAACGGGAAUUGUUAUCUUUGUUAUCCAGACUUUAAAACCAAGCGUUUCAGCAGGGUGAGUUCAUUAAGUAAGCAAUAGAUGACUUGACAAUGUUUAUAGAAGUUUAUGGACCUUUGCAGGGCUUUUUUUGCGCACGCGCACAUGUUCUUGUAGGUAAUAAAAGCAGAAUCGUUGGGAAGAAAUUGGCUAUUAUUGACACUUAUAUAGAUUUUGUAAACUAU